This is a messenger RNA of Ceratotherium simum simum (southern white rhinoceros), 1344 nucleotides long. RefSeq names its product lactate dehydrogenase B (gene LDHB). Gene Ontology annotation, molecular function: L-lactate dehydrogenase (NAD+) activity. Gene Ontology annotation, cellular component: cytoplasm. Gene Ontology annotation, biological process: lactate metabolic process; pyruvate metabolic process. The record is from RefSeq and is a predicted model, not a curated record. Lineage: Eukaryota; Metazoa; Chordata; Mammalia; Perissodactyla; Rhinocerotidae.
AAGAGGCUGCGAGGGGGUGGGCCCCGCCUCCUCCUCCCUCUUUGCAGAUCCUGCGCCAGAGGAGACGCACGCUGCUGACAUUGUCUUCUUCGCGCGACUCCUACAACCGUCUCGAGAGCCUUCUCUCUCCUGUGCAGGAUGGCAACUCUUAAGGAAAAACUGAUUGCACCAGUUGCGGAAGAAGAGGCAACGGUUCCAAACAAUAAGAUCACCGUAGUGGGUGUUGGACAAGUUGGUAUGGCCUGUGCCAUCAGCAUUCUGGGAAAGUCUCUGGCUAAUGAGCUUGCUCUGGUGGAUGUUUUGGAAGAUAAACUCAAAGGAGAAAUGAUGGAUCUGCAGCACGGGAGCUUAUUUCUUCAGACACCUAAAAUUGUGGCCGAUAAAGAUUACUCUGUGACCGCCAAUUCUAAGAUUGUGGUGGUAACUGCAGGAGUCCGCCAGCAAGAGGGAGAGAGUCGUCUCAAUCUGGUGCAGAGGAAUGUUAAUGUCUUCAAAUUCAUUAUUCCUCAGAUUGUCAAGUACAGUCCUGAUUGCAUCAUCAUUGUGGUUUCCAACCCAGUGGAUAUUCUCACCUAUGUUACCUGGAAACUAAGUGGAUUACCCAAGCACCGUGUGAUUGGAAGUGGCUGUAAUCUGGAUUCUGCUAGAUUUCGCUACCUUAUGGCUGAAAAACUUGGCAUUCAUCCCAGCAGCUGCCAUGGAUGGAUUUUGGGAGAACAUGGCGACUCAAGCGUGGCUGUGUGGAGUGGAGUGAAUGUGGCAGGCGUUUCUCUCCAGGAACUGAAUCCAGAAAUGGGAACAGACAAUGAUAGUGAAAAUUGGAAAGAAGUGCAUAAGAUGGUGGUUGAAAGUGCCUAUGAAGUCAUCAAGCUAAAAGGAUACACCAACUGGGCUAUUGGAUUAAGUGUCGCUGAUCUCAUUGAAUCCAUGUUGAAAAAUCUGUCCAGGAUUCAUCCAGUGUCAACGAUGGUGAAGGGGAUGUAUGGCAUUGAGAAUGAAGUCUUCCUGAGCCUUCCGUGUAUCCUGAAUGCUCGGGGAUUAACCAGUGUUAUCAACCAGAAGCUGAAGGAUGAUGAGGUUGCUCAACUCAAGAAAAGUGCAGAUACUUUGUGGGACAUCCAGAAGGACCUAAAAGACCUGUGACUUCUGGCUUCUAGGCUGUAGGCAUUUAAAAACUACAAUGUGGUUAACCAUGAGUCUUUAGUCUUCAUCCAGGUACUUGCAUCACAGUUAGUUUUUAUCUUCCUAAAUAUGCGAAUCUGGGCUCAUGGAAUCAAAGCCCAUGCUUGGUUUAAUGCUUGCAAUAUGAGCCCUUGAACAAAUAAAAUCAACUAUUGUAGCGUG